CUGGUCAUUUUCGGAAUUAACGCGGCCCUUUCGUACACCCGGCAGUUAAUAGAGUCAUCGAGUCCGCAAGGAUGUAAGAUCGGAAAAUCGUGACGAGGAAGAAAGUCCAUUUUGUCAACGAGUAAUACGUUCUUUCUCUCGAAUUUGGCCAAAUUUCGAUUCUUUAGAAGAUCAAACGCGUGGCCCAGCGGGUGAAUAAUUUGUAGAGGCUGAAGUAUAGAGGAUAAUUUGACACCUUAUUCCAUCUACGAACGAAUGUUCCCGCGUAGCGAUCAAAGACGAAAGAGACCGCCAUCUUGGAUCGUCGAGCGAUGACGCCGGUAUUGGAUGUUAAUACGAUGGCGUCGUGUUAAAUUGCCACUGUUUUGCCCUCCGCACGUUCGGUUUGAAGAUCAAAUUAUGAUGUUUCGCGGAGAUAAUCGGUGCUGCCGACUAAAAUCUGGAAUCGGGUGUGUUCGUAAAAGCAUUUAUUUUCUUUGUUUUUCUUCCAUUUUUGGUACGAUCCUCUACUACUACCUGGUCGAACGUAGUGUAGAUUACGGGAACUUGGAUAAUUCCGUGUAUAUAUCUCUAAUUUGGAAGUGGGAUUCCUCCCAAAGUCCCGUAAACAAAUUGGCGGAACCUUUACACACGCGAGAACACGCCAAUUACUUAGUUGUGUACGAUUACAUAGCGGCAGAUAAAUUUUACCUGGGAAAUUCUAGCGUAACCUUGACGACGCAAGGCACCUACGAAUUUCUGCACCACGUCGAGCAGUUGUGCCUCCGUUGGAAGGCGCCCGCUUCGAUAGCCGUUUACGCACCCGGUCGGGAUUUCUAUCCGGCGGUACGGAGAAUUCUAUAUCUACGUCGGUGUCGACACCCCUGCUUGAAGGCCAACGUCACUUGGCACCUUAUCGUCGAUAAGGCGCACGCGCCUACCCGAGAGGAUACGCUAAAAGCGCGAGAGAUGCCGGUGAAUUGCCAAAACGACACCUUUAACUUUAUCAAUUUUCGAGAAACGCACAAAUUGUCUUACCCCAUCAACUUGGCUCGUAACGUAGCCCGAAAGAUGGCUCGGACCCACUACGUUUUGGCCUCGGACAUCGAAUUGUACCCGUCUCUGGACUUGGUUCCGCGGUUUCUGGAUAUGGUCCUUGAACAUAAUGUCUCUUCGCUACGUGUCUACGUUUUACCAGUCUUCGAGGUGGAGGAGAACAGUAAAGUUCCCGAUACGAAGAAGGAAUUAUUAGAGAUGAUGUCCAGCAAGAAGGCUGUUUUCUUUCACAAACUGGUGUGUGAUGCGUGUCAUAAAUUUCCUGAUAGAGAUCGCUGGCUGAAGACUGCUCCUCCCGAAGAUUCUAUGACUAUCUUUUCUACUGUUAAGCACGCGCCACCGUGGGAACCGUUUUACAUAGGAACCAACAACGAGCCGCCUUUUCACGAGAAUUUCACGUGGGAAGGGAAGAUGAACAAGUUUCCUCAGGUUCUGGAGAUGUGUUUCAUGGACUACGACUUCUGCAUCUUAGAUAAUGCCUUUUUGGUCCACUCUCCGGGGAUAAAGCGCAUAGACCGUGCGUCGGAACGUCGCAGAGCUCCUUACGCCGUCAACAAUACGAAGUUGUAUCGGCUAUUACGUCGCGACCUGACCCGGAAGUACCGUCCCAGAUUUAACUGUAUGAAAUAAACUUCCGGUUCGAGCGAACAAUUUGAAUUCGAGAACACCCGGUAGUCUGGUAUCCUUUUUAAUUCUUACGUUUAAAGAAUUAUAAUGACAUUCGUUGCGGAGAUUCUCCCGAGUUCUUUCUCAUUCCCACCACUUACAGUACAUACGUAUUCGUAUUAAAGGCUCUUUGUCGAAGCCGCACACAGGGAUUUGUCGUUACUUACAAUCGUAAUAGAUACGUUUACGCGGUGCAGUUGGAUACUACUACCCUACAUAACAGCAUUUAUUAGCUAAAAUAAAAAAUAUCGAUACCCUCCUGUUUAAUAAUAAUUUUUACUUUUCUAACUAUAAAUGUGGCUUUUUAAAAUGAAAUUAAAAUUUUUAAUCCACAACAAUUCGCUUAAUAUUAAAGUCUCUCGACACAACGUUGAAACAUUCGCGCCAUGUUAGUUUGGAGCGCGACGCGUAUGGGAAUACGUAAUACGACACACUCUACGACGCGUAUAAUAGUAUUAUUUCGUCACACAAAAUAACGUAAUCGAGUGAUUCUCGCGUUAAAGAGUUAAUCGGAAUUUGACGUCGUUACCUUUGAAUAAAAGAAGAAAGGAUUUAGGCCAUUUGUAAACCGUAACUUUUAGUGACGUCUCUCGUUUACUAUUGUUUACAAAUACAAAAAAAAAGUCAAUUUCAUUACUCGAAACUAUAAUUAUACGCCACGACAAUCCACGCGUGUACGAUGCUUAACGAGUUUAAAAAUCGUGACCAGGAAAAUGAAGCGGAACGGAAAUUCGUUUUGAGAUGCGAUCGACACAGAGUUUUAUUUUCUUAAAAAGUAAAUAAUAAAAAUAAAAGUAAUUUAAAAAGUUUUGAGGGAUGAAGAACCUCUUCCAUACUCGUAAAACGAAUAUAGAACAAUUUUAUGCGAUUGUACUGUACGUUUCUAGAUGUUAUGGGGUGAAAAUUGUAGAUAAAAACUGAAGAUAAAUGCGUACGUAUUUGUUAAAAGUAAUUUUACACCAGAUAUUAAGUGUCGCGCAUUAUUGUUUGUUUGAUAUACAACUUCUUUCUCGAGGACAUUCCAGAAAUUCAUUUAUUUUACACGCCGUAGCGAUGAUUAACCGUGAACGUGAAAUUAUUUUACUAUAUUAUUC
Molecule: messenger RNA, 2795 nt
Organism: Centruroides sculpturatus (bark scorpion)
Lineage: Eukaryota; Metazoa; Arthropoda; Arachnida; Scorpiones; Buthidae
Product: beta-1,4-glucuronyltransferase 1-like
Exons: 4
Coding region: 328-1665 (445 amino acids)
Source: RefSeq, a predicted model, not a curated record